This is a messenger RNA of Sphaeramia orbicularis (orbiculate cardinalfish), 1028 nucleotides long. Its product is annotated as trafficking regulator of GLUT4 1-like. The record is from RefSeq and is a predicted model, not a curated record. Gene Ontology annotation, cellular component: membrane. The coding region runs from base 183 to 800 and encodes 205 amino acids. Lineage: Eukaryota; Metazoa; Chordata; Actinopteri; Kurtiformes; Apogonidae. The transcript has 5 exons.
CAGAGACCUGAAGGCACCUCCAGCGUCUCCACGGCAACUGCCUCCACCCCCCCUGAGGCUCCGGGUCUGGGUUCUGUCGGUUCUGCACAGACAACAUGAACCUGUGGCGUCCUGUGGACUAGGACCAGAUCGUUCGCUACCUUCAGUUCUUCUUCGUUGAUUCGUCAUUUCAUUUUGUAAAAAUGGCCGCCAGUCCGAGCACUGCCCAGCCAUCCGGGAGCGUGGGGGAGGAGCCUCAGCACACAGAGCAGCCAAUCAGCACGCAGCCAAAUGGAGAUGCCAUGACCUCACAACCCGCCGCCGAGCAGCAAGCCCCACCCUCGAUGACAGACGGCAAACAGGAGGGACCAGGCAUGGACCACCUGACGGUCGUCAACGACAACUUGGAGACGAGUAACGGUGUGGCCCCUGUCAUGGCCGACUUGUCUCCAACGGCAUCUCCGAAGCUCCACGCCAAGCCUCGCCCAAGCAGUCGGUCGGGCUCCAUGUCGGCCAACUCGCCCCGCCCCUCGCUGACCCGUCGGCCCAGUGCCAUGGCUGACGGCGCCGCUGAUGGAUCAAAACCCAGGGACUACCUGAUCCUGGCCAUCCUGUCCUGUUUCUGUCCGCUGUGGCCAAUCAACAUCGUAGCGCUCACCUUCUCUGUCAUGUCCAGAAACAGUCUGCAACAAGGAAACAUUGACGGCGCUCGGCGUCUGGGGCGGAACGCCAUGGUUCUGUCCGUCGUCUCCAUUUUGGGUGGAAUCGCCAUCAUCACAGCGGCCAUCGCCCUUAACUGGGGCUUGAUAUUAAAAUCCUGAUGAAAUCUCGUGGAUUGGAGAGACCGACUUGACGAUGACCUCGAACCAACAUACCCCCCCACACACACCCCCAUCCCCCACCCCAUCCUGGUUUACGAAGCACUACUGAUAAUAAGCGCCUACACUGGAUGAAAAAACCAAUGAAAAAAACCUGUUCAGUUCUUUGCUGUUGUUUCUGCUGCACGACGAGCAUGGUCCGCCUGCUGCUCUACCUCCAACACAACCAAC